Paramecium primaurelia is the source of this 141-nucleotide messenger RNA. Lineage: Eukaryota; Ciliophora; Oligohymenophorea; Peniculida; Parameciidae. The record is from the annotation of a GenBank genome assembly.
AUGAUUGAUAUUUGGAAAUAACAUUUAGGGUGUUCACUAUAAUCAAUGAAUAUGGAAUUCAAUUAGAAUAUUUAGAACAUUAAUUAUAUUAAAAUUAUAUUAGGAAAAGAAAAUGCUCAAAAAUGGAAUUUUUAAAACUGA